Hevea brasiliensis (rubber tree) is the source of this 1027-nucleotide messenger RNA. Its product is annotated as OPA3-like protein. The coding region runs from base 272 to 781 and encodes 169 amino acids. The record is from RefSeq and is a predicted model, not a curated record. The transcript has 4 exons. Gene Ontology annotation, cellular component: mitochondrion. Lineage: Eukaryota; Viridiplantae; Streptophyta; Magnoliopsida; Malpighiales; Euphorbiaceae. Gene Ontology annotation, biological process: regulation of lipid metabolic process.
CAUUAUUUCUCAGCCUGUGUAAACACAAGAAACGACUCUUCACCGGUCAGAAUUGACAUCUUCCACGUCUAGUCGCAGCUAAUUCGCAGUUGCAGCGGGGGAUCUUUCUUCUUCAUCAAGGAAAUAUUUUUCAUAACACGCCACUUUCGCAUUUCAUUUUUGGAUAUGAUCCCUAAUAAAACCCAAAGAUAAGGCCAAUCGGUCGUUCGCUUCAGUUAUUCGCGAGAAAUCGCACAAAGCAGAUCUCAAAAGCUUCAACGAAAAGGCGAUUAUGGUGCUGCCGCUAUUAAAGCUCGGGACAUUAGCCGCGAAAACGCUAAGCAAGCCAGUCGCUAGUAAGCUCAAGCAACAGGCUGCUUUCCACCCCACGUUCCGCCAGUUCAUCAUCAACAUGGCCCAGGCAAACCACAGAUUGACGACGAGAAUGCAAAGGCGAAUCUAUGGUCACGCAACAGAUGUUGAGAUACGCCCUUUGAAUGAGGAGAAAGCUGUCCAGGCUGCCGUUGAUCUCAUAGGGGAACUCUUUGUUUUCACGGUGGCAGGAGCUGUUGUGAUAUUUGAGGUGCAAAGGAGUGCCAAAUCAGAAGCCAGGAAGGAGGAAAUGCGCCGGCAAGAAUUGGAGGCAAUGAGGAAAAGGGAUGAAGAAUUAGCCAAAGAAGUGGAAAUUCUUAGACACAAACUUGAGGAAAUUGAGCAGCUAGCCAAGGGACGAGGACUCUCUGGUAUUUUGCACUUCAGACAUUCUAACACAGAAGGAGGAAACGUGGCAAAACCAGCUUAAUAAAACUAUUCAAUUCAUCAAUAGUGCACAAUCUGACUGCAAAAUUUCCAAUUCAUCAGAUUAUCUCCAUUCAUAUCACCAGAUGAAGCUUUCUUCUAUUUCUAUUUGAUUCUUUUUUGCAUUGGUUCUCAGAUUGAGUUCUGGCUUCAACUGCAAAGAUUCAUGAACGACUGUUAAGACUAAGAAUUUCCUUGUAGGAAUAAAAUGAAGAAGGAAUAAAUAGAUGCUGAUUGAUUGGAGGUGUGA